Messenger RNA from Drosophila ananassae, 2033 nucleotides. It is a transcript of the gene Tbc1d22, whose product is annotated as TBC1 domain family member 22B. The record is from RefSeq and is a predicted model, not a curated record. Gene Ontology annotation, molecular function: GTPase activator activity. Lineage: Eukaryota; Metazoa; Arthropoda; Insecta; Diptera; Drosophilidae. The transcript is spliced from 6 exons. The coding region runs from base 202 to 1908 and encodes 568 amino acids. Gene Ontology annotation, biological process: activation of GTPase activity.
AGUUUGUUUGAAUAUUUAAAGGCUUUAAACCUAAUAAAAUAUAUUUUAAAUUUAAGUAAUACAAAUGAAAUCUUAAUCACAGCCUAUUUCACAUCACUGCCGAAGAGCUGAGCGCCCCAAAUAACAAAUGAUAGAACGGUAACACUGUCUGGAGAUGCAAAAUAAUGACGCUGACAUCGAAUCGGACCUAGGGGACGUAUAAUGGAUAAUAAUGUAGAGCAAGCUGCAGUAAAAAGCAAAACAGAUUCCGCCACAGUAAAUAUUGGAGCAGCAGCUGGAUCCGGAGCAGCAACAGGAACAGUCGGUGGAGCCAGCGGUGCCGGGGUCCUGGCCAACGCAAACUCAAAUUCAAACUCGACCUUUUGGAAAAACAGCGGACGAAGGGUGCCCGGACGGCCCAGUCCCAAGCGGGAGCUUGAUAGGCCAGCGGGACUUGGAGUUGGCAUGGUGUCCACCUUCCGGGACUAUCAGCAGUCGGUGAGCGAUGCCUGGGACACCGGCGAUGACGAAUUCUGCAUCAUCAGCAACUCUGAAGCAGCAGCUGCAGCAGCAGGAGCCGGCGAGACUGCACGGAUCUCUCGCCAAGUGUCCCAGACGGUAGCCCUUAAUGUGAUUGAAACGCAUUCGCGCAGCAACCAGAACCACAACGCAUCCAAGACCUUAAGUGACUGCGGUCCUGAUGUGAUAACGCCCAGUAGGAACCCGGCGGAGGAUGGCAAGGAAGACCGCCGAUCGCUACCGGACAGCAACGAGAACAGCCCUUCCCAUGAGUCCCAGUCACCAAGUUUAGAGUCAAGAACGCAAGAACUGAAACCCGCCAUGGAUAAUAAUCGAGGUUGCAUUUACAGAUCAAGAUUAAGGAACUACCCGGGUCGGCCGCAGCUACAGAAGAUAAGGUCAGACUGCCAGGACAGCGAGUAUGAGACGAAGAUUGAAAAGUUCCAGGUACUUCUCGAUUCGCCUCAACUGGAUCUGGCCGCCCUCAAGAAAAUCAGCUGGUCGGGAGUUCCCAGAAAAAUGCGCGCUGUUAGCUGGAGGCUGCUCUCAAAAUAUCUUCCACCCUCGAGCGAACGGCGGAUGGCGGUGCUGGAGAGUAAACGACAGGGCUACCAAGACCUCAGGCACAACUACUUCCGCGUGGACAGUCAGGAUGAGACGCAACAGGAUACGUACCGCCAGAUUCACAUCGAUGUGCCUCGCAUGAAUCCCCAAAUUCCGCUCUUCCAGCAGAAGCUUGUCCAAGAGAUGUUCGAGCGAGUGCUAUUUAUCUGGGCAAUAAGACAUCCAGCUUCCGGCUAUGUUCAGGGCAUUAACGAUCUGGUUACGCCCUUCUUCAUUGUCUUUCUGCAGGAGGCUCUGUCGCCGGACACGGAUCUCGAAAAGUAUGACAUGUCUACGCUGCCGGAGGCAACUCGUAAUAUAAUCGAAGCCGACUCAUUUUGGUGCCUAUCCAAGUUUCUUGAUUGCAUUCAGGACAACUAUAUCUUCGCGCAACUGGGCAUCCAGGAGAAGGUCAACCAACUCAAGGAUCUUAUACAACGUAUUGACGUGAAUCUACACCGUCAUUUACAGACGCAUGGUGUCGACUACUUGCAAUUCUCAUUUCGCUGGAUGAAUAAUCUGCUGACACGCGAACUACCGCUGCACUGCACCAUCCGUUUGUGGGACACAUAUCUGGCCGAGUCUGACGGGUUCGCCCUGUUCCAUUUGUACGUGUGUGCCGCCUUUUUGCUGCACUGGAAGGAGCAGCUGAUGCAACAAAACGAUUUCCAGGGUCUCAUGUUGCUGCUACAAAAUCUGCCAACCCAUAACUGGUCCGAUCGCCAAAUCAACGUUCUGCUGGCCGAGGCAUUCCGCCUCAAGUUCACGUACGCCGAUGCGCCCAAGCAUCUGGAAACGAAGAGUUGACAAAUGAAACACAAACAAUGCAUAUACGUAACAUAGAAGUUAGUUUACUACUAAAAUGUUCGGAAUAUACCUACACAUACACGUACGCUACAUACAUCUAAUAAUUAUAUACAAUUUGUUAUUUA